UGUGCUGCUGCUCGCGUGGGCUUGCAGCUCGCGUGGGCUGAGCGGUCGUGUGGGCUGUGCGCGGGCAUGGCCUGCACGCUCGUGGGUCAUGCUCGUGUAGAGUUUGUGUUCACAUACGAAACCUAAAUUGUGUAGGAUUUGUUUGAUGAUUAAAUUCCUAAUCCUAAAAGGAUAAAAUUAAUUAGUUAGAGUCCUACUAGGAUUCUAGUUUAACUAAUUAGUAUCCUAAUAGGAUUCCAGUUCCUUUUCCAUACCUCUAUAAAUAAGGGCCUAGGGUCAUUAUUUGCAGGUACGAUUGAAGUAUUCAAAGGGUAAGUUUUUGAAAGAAAAAUCAGCCAUACACUUGCAAACACAUAGCCGAAAUUCCUAGUAACCUUAAGGGCGAUUCUAGUUGGACUAACUUGAGGCGGAUCCGGACGUACUGUGGAGUAUCUACGGAGGGACGACAUUUGGAGUCCUAAAGACUUGUUCUUGUUCGGUUCGGGCGCAGCUAGGGAAGGCACGCUACAACAUGUAUGCAUCAAUUCUAUGCUAAAUGAUUAUGUGAAAAUAAUAUGCUUUCCUGGCUUUAUGGUUUUUCCGCAUGAUUUAUGAAUUGUCAUAUGUAUCAUAACCUAACAGCAGCACUAUAUAAGUGCCCCCUUGCCGUGCCAUUUUGAGGCACAUUCACUUGAAAUUUUUGCUUCUUUUCUCUCAAAAGUCGAUCAGCUCUUCCCUUGGUCUUGUUCUUGCCUUGUCCAUGUAAGUUUUUCAUAUUUUUCCUUAUGAAAUAACUCCAGGAUUGCAUGUAGUUUUGGUUUUCUCGUACUUUAAAAUGAUGCUUGUAUGCUUUAGCUUCUUGAAUCUUGUAGAAAACUGUUUGAUAGCCACUUGAACUUGAACUGUUGGAACUUGUACUUUUGAAAUUUUGAACUUGUAUCUGCUUCGGCACGGAUAGCCUAGGCGUUGAUGUAGAGCUUGAAUACCUUCUUCGGCGUGGAUAGCCUAGGAGUUGGUGUAGAACUUUGAAUACCUGCUUCGGCGUGGGUAGUCUAGGCGUUGGUGUAGAACUUGUACCUUGAACUAGAGGUCCACUGGGGAUUUUGUUUUGAGUUCAAUUUUUUGACUUUGUUUAGGCUAGUAUAGGAUAGCCCCCAGUUUAGAAUUUUGACUCUUUGUAUGCUACUUGAUUUAGUAUGCCUCGUCACACUCGGAGAAAGCUCGCUGAGUCGUCUGUGGUUCGAGCUGCUGAGGAAGAUGCUUCGGAUGACAAAGCGGCUGCAAUAAAUGCACCAGGUGGGGGUAUGGUUCCCCGGGAUGCGCCCGCUUUCCCUGGUGCUGGUUGGACCCCUUCCGACCUGGUGUUUCGGCCGGAUUGGCACUUGUCUCAGCGGCCUCGCGCUGGCAUGGCCGACGGAAAGUCAUUCCGUACUUACUGGUCCUUGGUGGAGGUUCAGAGGGCCUUUAAGGCUCUCCGUGCUGGAGAGGCUAUGGAGAUUUGGUCGCAGAUGGGCCUGGCCGAUUUCUGGCGCACCAUGGGAGGUUCCUCGAGGAGAACGGGGAUUAAGAACCGUUUGUGGGCUUUGCUAGAGCUGUGGUGGGAUACCACCAACACUUUCCACAUGGCAUGGGGGGAGAUUACUGUUACCCCUUUCGAGUUUGCUAUGAUUACAGGUCUUCCUUUUUCUGAGAGGAAUGUGACCUUUGACUCUGAGCUGACGUGGCGCUCGGCCGCUGCCAGGGACUUGCUCGGCCCUGUUGUUGAUUUGUCAGAGGACGACACUCAGGCUUCUGUGAAGGUGCUUGUAGACGCUAUCUGUGGUGAGGGUGUGUCCGCGGAGCAGAAGGUUAGGCUCUUCCUCCUUGUUUUGGUUAGCAAAGUGAUUGCCCCGAGUAGGAACAGUCGGGUGCAUAUUAGCUUCUUGUCCGCUCUGAGGGACUUGAGAGCUGUUCCGAGUUAUAACUGGGGUGGCUUGGCCUAUAGCCACCUCUUGUAUGAAAUGGGGCGGGCCUCCCGGACUGCACUGGGGAGUGACCCGAGCAUGGCUGCUCUGAGGAGCGUGUUGGAGAUUUGGAUCUAUGAGCCCUUCCCGACUUUGGCGCCGGAGCGUAUUAGAGAUGCGGCUUACCCGUAUGCUGCCUCUUGAAUAGGAGCGGUGCGCGUCGGUGUGUCCCUGGUGGCUUCUCGCAGAUCUUGGAGGGUUUUGCCUGCUGAUAGGGUAAUAUUCUUGUAUUGUUUUGCUUUCUUUUAUUUGUAUUUGUAUGGAUUGAAACUUGAAUUUUUGUGUGGUUUGUAUGGUUUUGAACUUGAAUUGGUUUGUAAGAUUUGAAGAUUGCGUUUUGUAUCUUUGAAUGUUUGGAAUUGUAUGCGUUGUGUGUGCCUUGAAAUUUGUGGCUAUAUGCAUGCAUGACAAUUUUGCGAAAAAAUUUG
Spinacia oleracea (spinach) is the source of this 2410-nucleotide messenger RNA. Its product is annotated as protein MAINTENANCE OF MERISTEMS-like. Lineage: Eukaryota; Viridiplantae; Streptophyta; Magnoliopsida; Caryophyllales; Amaranthaceae. Bases 1176 to 2126 code for a protein of 316 amino acids. Gene Ontology annotation, biological process: meristem development; meristem maintenance. The transcript is spliced from 3 exons. The record is from RefSeq and is a predicted model, not a curated record.